Messenger RNA from Paramormyrops kingsleyae, 3540 nucleotides. Lineage: Eukaryota; Metazoa; Chordata; Actinopteri; Osteoglossiformes; Mormyridae. The record is from RefSeq and is a predicted model, not a curated record.
CUUGCCUUUCCUGUGAUGGGCUCCAGUCUUGCUGCGACCCUGCAUUGGUUGUGGCCCCCCGGCUCAGGACUCCCCCCACACUACUGCGCCACUGUGAGACGCCGCCACCGCCGCCACCCCCGCGUCGUAGGAUGUCCCGCAGCCCCGAGGUGAAGGAAGACCCCAUGGAGUGCCCCCUCUGCAUGGAGCCCCUGGAGAUCGACGACGUCAACUUCUUCCCCUGCACCUGUGGCUACCAGAUAUGCCGGUUCUGCUGGCACCGCAUCCGCACGGAUGAGAACGGGCUGUGUCCCGCCUGCAGAAAGCCUUAUCCAGAAGAUCCGGCAGUCUACAAACCCCUGUCACAGGAAGAGCUCCAGCGGAUAAAGAGCGAGAAGAAACAAAAGCAGAACGAGCGCAAGCAGAAGAUCACAGAAAACCGCAAGCAUCUCGCCAGCGUGCGUGUCGUACAGCGCAACCUAGUGUUCGUGGUGGGCCUGUCACAAAGGCUGGCCGACCCCGAGGUUCUAAAGAGGCCAGAGUAUUUCGGGAAGUUUGGGAAGAUACAUAAAGUGGUGAUCAAUAACAGCACGUCAUAUGCGGGGUCUCAGGUAAUUAGCAGGGCUCCACACUGCCAGGCAGGGGUGCGUGUGUGCGUGUGUGCGUGUGUGUGUGUGUGCGUGUGUGUGCGUGUGCGUGCCUCUCUAGGUACAACGAAGUACUGCAGCUACUUCCUGAAGAGCAUGCAGUGCCCCAAGCCAGACUGCAUGUACCUGCAUGAGUUGGGGGACGAGGCGGCCAGUUUCACUAAGGAGGAGAUGCAGGCGGGGAAGCACCAGGAAUACGAGCAGAAGCUGCUUCAGGAGCUAUACAAGAUGAACCCCAGCUUCCUGCAGACCUCAGCCCCCGGGGGGGAGAAGUCAAAAGGAAAAUCCAGCUCUUUACAAAGGCCAAACAGCAACAGCAAAGAGGCGUGGCCAUCGUUACAGACCUCGGGCAAGACCGCCAACGGGCUGGGCAUUGACCACCGGAAGACGCCCCCGCUGCUGGAUGGCAGCUCCGACUCGGAGCACACCACGCCGGACGGGCAGGAGGCCGAGCUGGGCCUGGGCCCGGUGCCCGCCCUCUCCCCCUUCUCCUCGGGCUGUGACCUUGCCAGCCCGAGCGACAAGCCCCCAGAAGCCAUUAGCAUAGGUAACGGGGAGAGCUUACCGCUGGUCUCCAAUAGCGACUCGCCCUCGCCUCCCCCCGGCCUCCCCAAGCCCAGCCUGGUGGUCCCCAUCAGCCUGUCCAACCUCACAGCACGCUCGCCCUUCGAGGGAGCGGCCGCAGAAUCGCAGUCUCUCUUCUCUGACAACAGUAACUUCCGGCAUCCUAACCCCCUCCCCGGUGGCCACGCCCCCUUCCCUAGCUCCGCCCACAGCAACCCCGACUGGCCGACGGCGCCGGAGCCACACAGCCUCUUCACGUCAGACACCAUACCAGUGUCGUCCUCCACGGACUGGCAGGCGGCCUUCGGUUUCGACUCCUCCAAGCAGCAGGACGACGACCUGGGCUUCGACCCCUUCGACAUCACCCGAAAGGCUCUGGCUGACCUCAUUGAGAAGGAGCUGUCGGUUCAGGACCCCCUGCCCCUAUCGCCAGGCACCCUGCGUGGACCGCAGGCCAAAGGGGCCCCUGGUGCAGGCAUCCAGCCCCCUCACCGCUCGGCCCAGCCGCUGCACCGUACCGUCUUCAACUCAUUCAGCUUCCCUGGUCCGGCCGCCCGCUACCCCUGGGCCGGGCUGCCCACCCGGAAUCACCUGGCGCACCUUAACCACACGGCCAACGCCACCUCCAACAGCCACUUCCUGGACUUGAGUUUGCCAGCACAGCACAGCACCGGGCUGGGGGGCAUACCCAUCACAGAGGGAAGCAGCUCAGUAGAAAGUAUAAAUGUGAAAGAAUGGCAGGACGGCCUCAGGGCACUGCUACCUAACAUCAACAUCAACUUUGGGGGACUUCCGAACUCGUCGUCCUCUUCUUCAUCAUCCUCAUCCUCCAGCGUCAACCACACGGGGGCGCCAGUCGGCUCGGGGGGUGUCUCGCACAGUCUGAGCUGGGACGGGACGGCCAGUUGGAUGGAUCCAGCUAUUAUAACAGGUAUCCCAGCAUCCUCAGGCAACAGUUUGGACUCUCUCCAGGACGACAACCCCCCACACUGGCUUAAGUCGCUGCAGGCUCUCACAGAGAUGGACGCUCCUGGCUCGGCCGCGCCCCCCCAGCCCCCGCACAGUGCCCCCUUUGGAGCGCAGAUACCCCUCCACAGAGCCGGCUGGGCGGCCUACCCACCGCCUACCGCCAACCCCGCCGGCCAGUUCCACUCACCCCCGCCCGGCUUCCAGACCGCCUUCAGACCCCCCACCCAGACACCCACAGAUCUGCUACAGAGUGCCGCCAUGGACCGUCACUAGGGAUGGCGGCCGGCCGGCAAGCCCAAUAACGGACACCCGUCAGUUGAUUGAUCGCAAAACUAUUAACGUAAUAACAGCAUUAUGUAUUUUUUCCUACCCUUCUCCCUCCGUUUCUACAGCCCCUCCACCAUCAGGCUCCUCCCCCUGUCUCUCACAUUACUACAUCACCUCUGUCUGUCCAAUGAAAGCAAUUACAGUUCCCGCCCAGUAGGUGGUGCUGUGUUGGGGAUACCGGGGUCGUGUUGAUCAGAGCCAGCAAUCGGCAGGAUACUCUGAAGAAAACAGUUGUGCGAGAUGGAGUCCCCGUAAGGUCUGAACACCGCCCAGCCUUCACCAAGCGUGCUCAGAAGAGGUUUGCGUGAGAAAUGGAACUGAAGAAACGUCCUCUGGAGAAGAGAAGUGCUGGGAUAGAAACAGGGUAGCUGGCGAAAGACAACAGAUCUGCCUUUUAAAGCAAUGCCAAAUAUGAGCCCCCCCCCCCCCCAAAUUCCAUGGUCAGGUUGACCAAAGGACUUUGGAAAGUGGGCAUUAUGGGCAAAGAGAAGCAAGAUAAUGUUGAGGCUCCUCAGAAGUCCUGUGCUGCUGGGAUUUGGGUUGGGCCAGUGCUUAGAGGUGCUGUGGUCCCCCCCCCAUCGGAGUCAGGCCCCACUCCUACGACCCCGAAAUCGCUCCUUGAGGGUGGGGUGGCUUUGCUGGGGGGUUCGGGACGUUCGUCAUGCUGACGGUAACGCGAGCGACAUCAGGACCGUGACCAGGAAGGCCCGGCUGAGGCUCGCACCGAUCAUCUCACCUCUCUUCUGCCUCUCCAGAAUCUCCACGUCUAACCCGGCCUUUGCUUUCUGUCUUUGCCAUGGCAACAGGGAGGGGGGGUGGACAACCCUUCAGACGGUUUUGUUGUGUUCGUUUUUGGGAUGGAAUCAUUCACUGAUUUAAAAAGAAGCAUGUUUGAGUGAUUCAGUGAUGCCUGAUUUCAUGUUUUAUUUUUGUUUUAUUUGGGAUAAUGCUAAGAAAUUAACUAUCAUUGGUUUUAGAUGAAAAGGAACCACGAUGGUGGCAUAAUGAAUGUUCGUACAUAUGGGGUUGUCCUCCCCCCCCCCCCCCCCCCCCC